Messenger RNA from [Torrubiella] hemipterigena, 2751 nucleotides. Lineage: Eukaryota; Fungi; Ascomycota; Sordariomycetes; Hypocreales; Clavicipitaceae. The record is from the annotation of a GenBank genome assembly.
UGCAGCGCUAAAAAUCCCCGCUGAUAGCACUGUUGAGUGGCCCGUUUCCAGCGGCCCUGGCGCUGUCUUGCCGUCCCGCCAAGUUUGACAGUGCCCUGCCAGUGCCCUGCCAGUGCCCGCACUCGCGCCCAGGCACGGCGCUCCUCUCGAUGCUUUUUUAGUCUCCCCUUCCCCCCGCACCACCUUCGCUUCGUCUUGUUUCUGUUUCUUCACAUUGAUUGUCUGCUUGCUACAAAGAGAACAAAGAGUACUUCUCUUUUCCUUCCUUUCCUUUCCUUCUUCUUUUCAUUCAUUUUUUAUCUAUCCGAGUUGCUGGACACUUACUCUCCUUUCUUGAAACAGCUUGGUUCUGUUUGCCUCGUUCACUCUUCUUACACGCUGUGCUUUGCUCCCACGAACAAACUUGCAACGUACGUUGUCUAGAUUAACACUCGCCUUUUCAACUUUUUUCUUUCUUUCUUUUGGUGCUCUGGUAACACCAUUCAAAACUUCAAACCAAACAAAUUCGAAACGGAAUAUACCGUCACAGCUUGGGCUUCAAGACAUAUCAAUCUUCGCUGUUAGAUACGACUUGCUCUCCAACUUACAAUGAAGUUUUCCACCGUUUCGGCGGUGCUCGCCCUCACAAGCGCAGCAGAGGCUGCCAAGGACAAGCGCACCUUUGCUGUUCUUCGCUUCAACAACAAGCAGCUCACCGUUUCUCGUGCUGACCCUAUCGUCACUCCCGGCAAGGUUUCCACCCACGUCCACCACAUCUUUGGUGGUAGCGGUUUUGGUCUUGGCUCUACUGGUGAGGACCUGAUGAAAUCCAACUGCACUAACGCCAAGGUCAACGGUGACAAGAGCAACUACUGGGUUCCAUCCCUUUACUUCAAGGACCCCAAGACCGGUGACUUCGAGUCUGUCGAGCUCUUCUAUGCCAACGUCUACUACUUCUUUGAACCCACCAACGACGAUAUCAAGGCUUUCCCUGUUGGCUUGUCUAUUCUCAGUGGUGAUGCCAUGAGACGCGACCCUCCUGCUGGAGGCUCUGCUAUGUCUAACCUCGAUCCCUCCAAGGGUCCUGUUAACCCCGCCAAGUACACAUGCCCUCGUACCAGCUUUGACCCUCCAUCAUGGCCCGUCAAAUCCAACGGCUUGCUCGCCGGCAUGGGAGACCCCAACAACAAGGGUGAAGGUGUUGGCUUUCCUGACCAGGCCUGCAACGGAUAUGCUUCUCCUCUGCGCGCUGACAUCCACUUCCCAUCCUGCUACAACCCCAAGGCUGGCUUGACCGACUACAAGAACAACAUGGCCUGGCCUACCGAUAACAAGGGAAAGCUGGAUUGUCCCCAAGGAUAUAUCCAUGUUCCCCACCUCUUCUACGAAGCCUAUUGGAACACUCCCAAGUUUUCCGACCGCUGGACACCAGGCCAGGGAAAGCAGCCCUUUGUUCUAUCCAACGGCGAUGCCACUGGCUACAGCUCUCACGCUGAUUUCAUGUCUGGAUGGGACGAAAAGCUUUUGCAGCACAUCAUCGAUACUUGUGACGCUGGUACUCAGGGUAUGGACAAGUGCCCUGGACUUUUCUACGGCGUCAACAACGACAACUGUGAGAUCCAGUCUCCCGUUGAUGAACAGGUUUCGGGCAUUCUCAAGAAGCUGCCUGGUAACAACCCAGUCUUUGGAUGGCACUAUGGAGGCACUGGAAACGGCACUCAGCCUCAGCCCUCUGGCACUACUGAGCCCAGCUAUGACCCUACAUCUGCUCCCGGCAAUGGCCCUGCCAGCUCCAAGCCUGCUCAGUCUCAAGCUCCCGCUCCGGGAUCAUCCAAGCCAGCUUCUCAAGAGCCUGAAACCGAGGAGUCGAAGCCCACCCAGACUCCUGCCCAAACUCAGAGCAACAGCGGCGCCCAGCCUACCAGCUUGAGCCCUGCCUCUAGUGGUGGUGACUCGUGCGGUCCUAGAAAGACUCACACCGUGUUUGUUACCUACACUGUCACUGGCGAUGUUCCCACGAGCACCGAAGCAGCUUCUGGAAAGGAGAUCAAUGGGUUCAAGUAUGCUGGCUGCUUCAAGGACUCUGAGAAGCGCGUUCUGAGCGGCAAGAUUCGCCCUGAUGUUGGUACCAUGACCAACGAGAAGUGCAUUGAUCGCUGCAAGUCUCUUGGCUUCUCCAUUGCUGGAACAGAGUACGGUGGCCAAUGCUACUGCGGCAACGAAGUUGUCGGUUCUGAGAAGCUUGCCGACUCUGAGUGCAAUCUUGCAUGUGAGGGCAAGGCCGACGACAAGUGCGGUGGUGGCUGGGCUUUGUCUGUCUACAGCACUUCUGGCGAGGUUAGCCUCACCAACGCCAAGGGACGUCGCCAUGCUCAUGACCAUGUUCGCCGCCGCUCCAACAACAAGCGUCAUCACUAGACCAAUUUCAUCGCGAGCUGGAUCUUGGUGGCAACAUCUUGCCCACACUAUCUCUCAUGAUAUGAUCCUGAUUGCUGCACCUUUGCAGUGAUCUAGUCAAAAAAUGCCAGUAUUUAACGACAGUUUUGUUCUUUGAUUGGAUUUUCAUUUUGGAUUCGCUUUUCGAUUCCACUCGUGAGCAUCUACAUGCACACAUAUCUUUUUCUCUUCUCUUCGCCCGAACAGGGUUCUGGGUGUCACCCAUAUUUUGCAAGCAGAUUUUCUUUUCUUCAUAAGGUAGAAUUGUUAGAAAUGACCUUUAGCGCAUUUGUAUAAAUAAAACAACAUUUGAUAGCGCAAAAACCCAAGUUCUCG